AUGCUGAUGGAAGCAGGUGCACCCCUGGAGGUUGCCACCAAACAACAGCUUUGCACGCCGCUCCACGUUGCUGCUGUCAACGGAUGCGCCGCGUCAACAAGAACAAUGCUCAAGGCCGGCGCGAAUCCCAACAGCCGUCGGUUUGAUGGGGCAAGCCGCUAUUUUUGGCGGCGUGGGAAGGGAAGGUGGAUGCGGACCUCUCUCCCAUUCGACGUUGCGGUGGAUCUUGGACACCUGGAAGUGGUAAACGAGCUGAUCCGGCAGGUUGGCAUCGGUGGAUGUGGUGGCUCAAGCGGAGGUGUACGUGCUCUCCAGCAGGCCGCUCGGAACAAACCCUUGGACAUGCUGACUGUUCUAACCAGCGCCGGAGUGGUAGACACGGGAUUAGCCCUCCGCGCCGCCGCAUUUGGAGGCGUGGCCCCCUUGAAGUUUCUGUUGGAGCAGGCAAGGGCGAGGAAAACCAUGGGUGGGCCUGCCGAUGCCGCCCCAGAGUUGUGCGGUUGUUUGUCGAAGCCGGAGCGGACACGACAUCCACGGUUCCAAUCGACGGCUUACCUGGUACGGACAACAUCACACCCAUGCAUGGGUCUCACCAUGCUUCUCCUCCGUGAUUUGGGAACAGAACCAUUGACAGAGGAGCAGCUGAAUGCCCUAGAGGCUAUACGCCGCUUGCUGCUGCGAGUGGAGGCAGUUCACGCGGUCUCUUGGCUGUGGUCUAGCGAUAUCUCCACCUUCACCUAUUCUACGGCACAGGGCACGGGCCGGACGACGUCGAAAUCGACACCUGGAACACCGCUCGUGUUGACGAUGAGGCAAAGGGCUAGGUCUAGAAGAGAGCUUGAGGUUCUUUUGGCGGCCCUGUUGAGGUGGGAUGUUGUGACGUGA
Molecule: messenger RNA, 885 nt
Organism: Ectocarpus sp. CCAP 1310/34
Lineage: Eukaryota; Phaeophyceae; Ectocarpales; Ectocarpaceae
Source: the annotation of a GenBank genome assembly